This is a messenger RNA of Cottoperca gobio, 3541 nucleotides long. Its product is annotated as leucine-rich repeat-containing G-protein coupled receptor 5. Gene Ontology annotation, cellular component: plasma membrane. The coding region runs from base 15 to 2771 and encodes 918 amino acids. Gene Ontology annotation, biological process: adenylate cyclase-activating G protein-coupled receptor signaling pathway; hormone-mediated signaling pathway; activation of adenylate cyclase activity. The record is from RefSeq and is a predicted model, not a curated record. Gene Ontology annotation, molecular function: G protein-coupled peptide receptor activity; protein binding. Lineage: Eukaryota; Metazoa; Chordata; Actinopteri; Perciformes; Bovichtidae. The transcript is spliced from 20 exons.
UGGCCGCGGUGGAGAUGCAGAGCUCCGUGGCCGUGCAGGAGAGGGGGGCAGCUGGGCUGAACAGCUCCGCGGUGUCCAGGGUGGAGAGCUCCGGGGACAGAGGAGCAGCGGGGCGGGCGGGCUGCCCCGGCCGCUGUCGGUGCGAGGUGGACGGGCUGCUGCACCGCGUGGACUGCUCGGACCUGGGGCUCCGGGAGAUACCGAGCAACCUGAGCGUCUUCACUUCUUACCUUGAUCUCAGUAUGAACAAUCUGACUGUGCUGUCCAGCGGAGCGCUGAGCAACCUGCACUUCCUGGAGGAGCUGCGUCUGGCGGGAAACGAUCUGUCAUUCAUCCCCAGAGGAGCGUUCACCGGCCUCUACAACCUCAAAGUGCUGAUGCUUCAGAACAACCAGCUGAUGUCUGUUCCUGUGGAGGCCUUCAGCAAGCUGCACAACCUGCAGUCACUCCGCCUGGACGCCAAUCAAAUCUCCAGCGUUCCCAUUGGCUGUUUCUCCGGCCUGCGCUCGCUGCGUCACCUGUGGUUGGACGAUAACUCCCUGACGGAGGUGCCGGCGGAGGCCCUGAGCGAGCUGCCCGCCCUGCAGGCCAUGACGCUCGCCCUCAACCACAUCAGCCACGUCCCAGAUCACGCAUUCAGCAAACUGGGCCGCCUGGUGGUGCUGCAUCUCAACAACAAUAGGAUCGUUUCCAUGGGAACAAACUGCUUCCACGGACUCCACAGUUUGGAGACGCUGGAUUUGAACUACAACAGUCUGGUGGAGUUUCCGACGGCCGUGCGCUCGCUCAGCCACCUGAAGGAACUUGGUUUUCACAGUAACAACAUCCAGUCGAUCCCGGAGCACGCCUUCACUGGGACGCCCUCUCUCAUCACCAUAUUCUUCUACGACAACCCGAUCCAGUCAGUCGGACGAUCGGCCUUCCAGCACCUUCCAGAGCUGCGGACACUCUCUCUGAACGGAGCUGCAGAUCUCACCGAGUUCCCAGAUCUGACGGGAACCAAGAGCCUGGAGAGCCUGACUAUCACAGGAGCCCGGAUCACCUCUCUGCCCAGUUCAGUGUGUGAGCAGCUUCCAAACCUUCAGCUGCUGGAUCUCUCCUAUAAUCAGAUCCAGACUCUUCCCAGCUUCUCCGGCUGCGAGAGCGUCCAGAAGAUUGAUCUGCACCAUAACGAGAUCGAGGAGCUGGAGGAGAACACCUUCCACGGUCUGAUGUCACUCCGCGCUCUAGAUUUGUCGUGGAACAGAUUGUCCUCGGUGAAGCCGAACUGUUUCUCAGCUCUGCCGGCUCUCACCAAACUUGACCUGUCGUCCAAUCAGCUGUCGUCUCUGCCUCUGAUUGGUCUGCAGAGUUUAACUCACCUGCGAUUGGCUGGAAACACAAAGCUGAUGCAGUUACUACCACGAGAGAACCUGCCCCGUGUCAGGGUGAUGGAGCUUCCUUACGCCUUCCAGUGCUGUGCCUUCGUCUCCUGUGAGAGGAGAGGAGGAGGAGGAGGAGGAGGAGGAGGAGGAGGAGGAGGAGCAUCCUGGGAGAGAGAGGAGGCAGCAGAAACCUCCGUCCUCUCCAGCCAAGCAGAUCAGGACUGGGAGGACUUUCUGAUGGAGUUUGAUGAUGAACCUAAACUUCAACACUCUGUCCACUGCAGCCCUGCACCAGGCCCGUUCCGGCCGUGUCUCCAUCUGCUCGGCAGCUGGUUGAUCCGUGGGGGGGUGUGGCUCAUCGCAGCUCUCUCAUUGGUCAGCAACAGCCUGGUCGUCCUGUCAGUCUUCUUCUCCCCCGGCGCCUCCCUGACUCCACCCAAACUGCUGAUUGGUCUGCUGGCCCUGGUGAACGGCCUGAUGGGAGUGUGGAGCGGGUGGCUGGCGGCGGUGGACGCCUGGACGUUUGGCAGCUUCUGGAGGUACGGGGCGCGGUGGGAGAGCAGCUUCCUGUGUCGCCUCAGCGGCUUCCUGUGUGUGUUUGCGUCGCAGACCGGCCUCUUCCUGCUCACCGUCGCAGCUCUGGAGCGAUGCCUGGCCGCCGCCGCACGCCGCCACAAACCUGACGGACACGGUGGUCACUCUUCGUCUCCGCUCUCCGUCCGUCUGGCGGUCUGUCUGUGCUUCCUGUUGGGCCUGGCCGUCACGCUGCCCCCCCUGGUGGCCGGACACAGCAGCACCUCCCUCUGUCUGCCGCUGCCUUCCUCCUCCUCCCCCUCCUCCUCCUCCUCCCUGGCCUUCUCCGUCUCCCUGGUGCUCCUCGACUCGCUGUGCUUCCUCCUCAUGACGCUCGCUUACACUCGCCUCUACUGUCGGGCCAACAAAGCUCCGCCCGCCGCUGAGGAGGAGGUGAUGCUGACUCGACAUGUAGCCUGGCUGCUCUUCUCCGACUGCCUCCUCUACCUCCCCGUCGCCUUCCUCUCCUUCUCCUCUCUGCUGCGCCUCUCCGCCGCUGGGCCGGAGGCGGCGAAGGCGGUGCUGCUGCUCGUGGCGCCGCUGCCGGCCUGCGUCAACCCGCUGCUCUACAUCCUCUUCAACCCGCUCGCUCGGCAGGAGCUGGCAGCGCUGGCUAAACGCACCUGCGGGGCAGCGGCGGUGCCCAGACUCUGCAGAGGAGGAGGAGGAGGAAGGUCGAAGCCGGUCACUAUGGAUACGACGUACGACGAGGAUGCGGAGAAACAGUCUUGUGACUCCACGCAGGCGCUGGUGGCAGUUGGAGGCACGAAGGGGGAAGAGGAGGAAACAGGAAGGAGCGAAACACAUUCAGUGUUUGUUGUUCCUCAUCAAUAGACUAAAACACACACACACACACACACACACACACACACACACACACACACACACACACACACACACACACACACACACACAGGUCCUGGUUACGUUUCAUCUCUGACCCUGUUUCAUGAAGAGUUCCUGUUUUAAAAUCUAGUUUUCAGACGAUGAAGACUUUUGGCAGGCGAGUGAAAGACCGGCACACUUUCCUCUUUACGUUCAGUACGUCCUGCAGCUGAUCCAACACGUUUACAAACAACCUCCUGCUCUUACAUCCCCAGUGCAAAGGAUUGUGGGUCUGAGAAGCCUGCUGGUGUGUGUUCUGGACAGACUCAGUAUUUUCCUAGUGCAGGUGUUGGAAUGCAGCGUAUGUCCACUCCGCUUGACCUCGAUGGAAAACGUCAUGAGGUCAGAGAAAGAAUCCAUGAGGACUUUAGAGGAUCCAGUAUACAACGUUGUUCACGUGGGUCGCUUUAAAUGUUGCUGCCGCAAGGAAUUGUGGGACAUAACGGAUGGUGGAGUGCUAUGACCCGUUCCUCUGCUCUGCACUUAAUAUGUAACUUCACUUCGUUAGAAACCUUCAGAAGAGGAAAACACUUCGACCACAGCCAAAGACUUUGGACACACACACACACACACAUACACACACACACACACACACACACACACACACACACACACACACACACACACACACACUGCAGACUGAUGGGACUGUGGUGUAGCAGAGACCAGAACAGUCGAAAAAUCGUUCAAACGUUGAUGAUAGAAAUAAAUGUAAAGAA